Molecule: messenger RNA, 3027 nt
Organism: Vespa velutina
Lineage: Eukaryota; Metazoa; Arthropoda; Insecta; Hymenoptera; Vespidae
Product: tachykinin-like peptides receptor 99D
Biological process (GO): G protein-coupled receptor signaling pathway
Cellular component (GO): plasma membrane
Molecular function (GO): tachykinin receptor activity
Source: RefSeq, a predicted model, not a curated record
ACAAAUUUGAAAAGAUCCGUCGAUAAUAAAAACUAAAUAAUAAAAACAAAAUUUUUGGAAUCAACGACGACGACGACAACGACGAGAUAUUUCUUCUUUCUUUCUAAAAAGAUAAUUUUUCUAUUUGCAUCCCUCCCUUACGAAAGAAGUAUAGACUGACAUUGAGUUAUAUAGAAAUAAGAGAAAAUGAAAGUACACCGGAAGUUGAUAUGAUAUAAAAAGAAGAAUCCAUUAGAGCGCCCUAUUUGGUUUAUAUUCUACGGGCAAAAAGAAAAAUUAUCGUUGUUGAUGGUCUAAGGUAAUGUGAAAAAAAAAAAGAAAGAAAGAAAAGAAAGAGAUUAAAAAAAAGAAGAAAAAAAAAAACAGAAAGAAAAAAAAAACAAAAAGGUGAAAGUGAAUAAUUCGAUUAGGUCCAUCUUUUCAAAAGUAACAUUAAUCUAUGGGAACAAUAACGAUGGAGCAAACUCGACGAAUCGAGACGAGAACAGCUGGCUAUUAAAGGGUAGUCGUGCAUGAAACGGAAGUGAAGAAGAAAGGGAAAAAGAACGGCCUGUUUUGGCUUAUAAUCAGAGAAUCGAUAUAGUGACUCAUCAAAUCGUAUUUAAUAUCAUCGACACGGAACUAAUGAAACGAGAUUUGCAUUUUAAAAAAAAAAAAAAAAAUUCAAGAAAGAAUUCAAAAGUGCAAAUGUGUCCCUUUUCUUUUUCUUCUUUGUUGAAUUUGUUAAAAAAAAAAAAAAAAAAAAAAAUAACAACAAGUGUGAUGCUAUAAAAAUAAUUCAAUGUAUGACUCAUGGAUUGUAUAGGUUCAAGAGAAUAACCAUAAUUCUUUUUCUUUCUCUCUUGUACAUUUUUAAAGAAAUGAGAAUACCAUGAACGAAUUUCGAUCGAUAAAAAAAUCAUAAUAAUUGAUUAUUAUUUUCUUUCGUUAUUAAUAAUGUUAACCAAAGAUAUUCUUUACAUUGAAUCGUACAAUUUAAAAUCAUGGCGUCUAUCAGUGAAAACGUCGUUGAAAUUGUGAUUAAUAAAAAUCAAAGUAUAGUGUCUUGUGAUAUAAUAAUCAUUACAAGAGACAUCGUAAAAAUCGAUUGAUCGUUUAUUAUAUAAAUGAUUUAUAAGUGAUAAAAAGUGGGAACGUUCGUUCUAAAUAAUAUUUUUUCCGUCAUUUGUUCGAUGAUAAAAAAGAAAAAAAAGAAAAAAAAAAAAAAAAAAGAAAUCAUGUGAACUGUUCGGAUAAAAUAUAGCGGGGAAAAAAACUCAGAUUUUUUUUCUACCAAUCCAAUCGAGUUCCUAAGAACGAAGCUGAUCAAGGUAAAUCGUUAACAUCGAAGAUAUAUAAGAUAGUCGAGUGGUAUACACGGUGGGAAAAAAAGAAAAAGGGAAGAAAGAAGGAGAAAAUAAAAAAGCAAGAAUAAAGAAGAGUGAAAAAGAAAAAAUCAUGAUGCAGUCUUUGGAAAAUUCUUUUGAUUCCAUAAAUAAUUAUCGUUGGAACACGUCGUUAUUAUGGUUCGACAAUUACACCUUCGAUAACUUGGUAUAUAACGAUACAAACUCGACGGAUCUCGAGUCGAGAAAUCAAUUCAUACUGCCAUGGUGGAGACAGAUGAUAUGGAGCUUGCUAUUUGCUGGUAUGAUCAUUGUUGCUACCGGUGGAAAUCUAAUAGUGAUAUGGAUUGUCCUUGCGCACAAGAGGAUGCGUACAGUAACCAAUUACUUCUUGGUCAAUCUCAGUAUAGCAGAUGCCAUGGUGUCAACGUUGAACGUUACAUUUAAUUACAUUUACAUGCUCAACAGUCAUUGGCCAUUUGGUACUCUUUACUGUAAGAUUUGCCAGUUCAUCGCGGUACUCACUAUUUGUGCGAGUGUCUUCACUUUGAUGGCUAUCUCGAUCGAUCGGUAUAUGGCUAUAGUGAAUCCAUUGAGACCAAGAAUGGGUCGAAGAGCUACCCUUUGUGUCGCUGUGGUCAUUUGGAUCGUCGGCGCCAUUCUUUCUUUCCCAAUGCUGCUCUUUUACACUACCUACACACAAAACUUCGCUAAUGGUGAAGUUCGAGUAAUAUGUUACAGCGAUUGGCCUAACAGAGACGACAAUGGUCUUAGCUUUCAGGAAUACCUAUACAACGUAAUCUUUAUGAUCCUAACAUAUUUUCUACCAAUCGGCUCGAGACCUUUCACAUAUGCCAGAGUCGGUGCAGAAUUAUGGGGCUCGCAAAGCAUCGGCGAAGCUACGGCAAGACAAUUGGAAAAUAUUCGAAAAAAAUCGAAGGUCGUCAAGAUGAUGAUCGUAGUGGUGGUAAUAUUCGCAGUCUGUUGGUUACCAUUUCACGUGUACUUCAUAGUAACAUCGUAUCUGCCAGAGAUCACAAACGAAUCUUACAUUCAAGAAGUCUUUCUUGGUAUCUAUUGGCUAGCCAUGUCCAAUAGCAUGUACAAUCCUAUAAUUUAUUGUUGGAUGAAUUCUAGAUUUCGUAGUGGUUUCGCUCAACUUUGUUCAUGGUGCCCAUUGGUAAAGGUCAUCCCCGAACCGUCUCUCUCUCGUUCAGAAGCAGUUACAUCACGAUAUAGUUGCACCGGAAGUCCUGAAGCUAAUACGAGGAUAUCACGGAACGGCACGGUACGAAUACCGCUGCAUCUACAAUCAACGAGAGGAGAAGGAAAUGAACGUUUUUUGGGACAUCAAAUUCGUGGAAGCAGAUGGAGAAAUAAUCAAGAAAGAGGGGCACGUUUCCUGACAGGACCAGGAAAUUACUACAACUACUACUACUACUGACUAAUCAAGCAACAACAACAACAACAACAGCAGCAACACCACAACAAACAUCACAACAACAACAUCAACAAACAAGUGCAUACUUGGAUAUGAAAAGAGAUUUAUAUCCAUAAAAAUAUACUAACACGUCUAUGACCUUUUAAACCGGUUCUACGUUAUGGCUGAAACCAAACGUUGAGAAAAUCUUCAUUAUAUCUUCUCAUCGAUAUAAUAUAUCUCUUUUCUUCCUACCAUGAUACUUUUACUUUUUAUUUUUUU